Messenger RNA from Striga hermonthica, 213 nucleotides. Lineage: Eukaryota; Viridiplantae; Streptophyta; Magnoliopsida; Lamiales; Orobanchaceae. The record is from the annotation of a GenBank genome assembly.
AUGGAGCCAUCUCAAAAUCAACAACUGGCGGUGUGCGGCAAAGAAGCACUCGAUCUGCUCAACUGCAUCGCUCAAUCGCCUUACGAUCAGGACAAAUGCAAUUCCCUCCUUCAAGCUCUGCGUCAGUGCGUCGUCGACAAGAAAGUCAAGAAGUUCUCCCUUGCAGAACAGACCAAAGAACAAGCAGAUUCAAGCGGAACAAAACAAAUUUAA